This is a messenger RNA of Poecilia latipinna (sailfin molly), 2073 nucleotides long. RefSeq names its product NCK associated protein 1 like (gene nckap1l). NCBI's taxonomy places the organism in Eukaryota, Metazoa, Chordata, Actinopteri, Cyprinodontiformes, Poeciliidae. Bases 28 to 1671 code for a protein of 547 amino acids. The record is from RefSeq and is a predicted model, not a curated record. Gene Ontology annotation, cellular component: SCAR complex. The transcript is spliced from 14 exons. Gene Ontology annotation, biological process: cell migration; cortical actin cytoskeleton organization; cell morphogenesis.
UGUUUUUGUGAAACCAAACUCGUUUGUAUGUGUUUUUUCGUGCAGACAGAGAUACUGGAGAAGCGAAGUCUGCGCCUGUGUGUGACCUUCUUGGAGCAGAUAGCAAAGCAGACGGGCGGUGUUGUGUUGGAGAUAUGUGCUGAGCAGCGCAAUCUCAAUGACCAGUUGCUGCCUAAGCACUGUGCCGAGUCCAUCAGUGCUGCUCGCUACAGAAAGCAGAAGAAACCUUUGCCAAAGAAAGGAGAGGUUCAAAAAGAGAAACCAGGUGCUGAGAGCCUGAGAAAAGACCGGAGUGUGACCACCAACAUGGACAAGUUGCACAUGAUGCUGACAGAGCUGUGCUCCUCCUACAGUCUCAGCGCAGACAUUAUGGUCUUUGAACAUGUUGUCGUUCCAACAGAGUUCCUCCUUUCCCAUCUGGAGAUGCGUCUGACAGAAAUCAUCAUCAAGAUGACCAAUUACAACCAGACCACCCAGGAGAUAACACGUCCCUCUGACCUGCUGGCAGGGAUAAAAUCCUACACAGCCAGCAUGCACGGCCUCGCAGGCUACAUCAACGUGGACGUCACCCGGCUGGUGAAGAGUGUGCUGCUGCAGCAGACACAGCCGCUGGACUCCCACGGAGGACCCACAGUUACACACUACUACACAACGUGGUAUCUGGAGGCUCUUUUACGUCAAGCUAGCAGUUCCUUGAUCGUCCACUGUCCUACGAUGCAGUGCUUCGUCAGCCAGAACGCCGACAACGACCUAAGCUUCAGAGCAGAGGAGUUCUCAGACGUAUCAGAGUUACAGGCCCUGGCAGAACUUAUUGGUCCAUACGGCAUGAAGUUUCUCGGGGAGAACCUGAUGUGGCACAUUACUUCUCAAGUCAGCGAGCUGAAGAAAAUGGUGAUUGAGAACAUGGACAUCCUGGUACAGAUGAAAAACAACUUUGACAAGCCCGAGGAAAUGAUCACUCUAAAAAAGAGGCUGACAGGAGGAGAAAAUGCCCUGAAAAGGAUGACCAUCAUCGGAGUAAUCCUCUCAUUCAGAUCCAUGGCAAUGAACUGCCUGAAAGAUGUCCUGCGGAAGCAUUGUCCGUACCUGAUGGCACCCAUUGAAUGUCUAAGGGACUUCAUCUCCCUUGAAACAGACAUCAAGGUGACGCUGAGUGUUUUUGAGCUGGCUUCUGCCGCAGGACUGAAAUGUGAUAUUGACCCUGCCCUUGUUGCAGCUAUUAGCAAUAUGCAAACAGAUAACACAUCAGUUGAAGAAGAGUUCAAGUUGUCUCGUUUGUUACUGGUCUACGUCGCUGUGUCGCUGCCUACCCUCGCUCUGGACCCCAACUCCUUGUAUAGUCAAGAACACGGAGGUCACAACAACAACAUCCACUGUUUAGCUGCAGCAAUCAAUCAACUGACUGCUGCCAUGUUCACGGUCCAGAACAAGAACAUUGAGCAGCAACUCAAAGAGUUUCUCCUGCUAGCCUCCUCCACUCUGCUUCAGCUGGGACAAAACGUGGAACGAGUGGAAGUCAAAAACAGAGAGUCCAUCUAUUUGCUCCUGCACAUGAUUGUGGAAGACUCUCCGUUUCUGAGCCAAGACAUGCUGGAAAGCUGCUUCCCGUACGUUCUUCUCCGAAAUGCCUACAGGGAGGUGCACAAGGCUGUCUUCAUGCCUACGGCCUGAAGACAUUUUGUCCAGAUUCUUUGCUUACCCAAAAUAGUAUUUUCAUACAUGUGUAUUUUGCUUGCAUGGCUUUUCUGCUUUGGAUUCACCCAUGUCUCUAUGUUGACUAAUCAUAACUUUGACUUUUGAUAUGUUGAUUGCUGAGAAAAAGCAUUUUAUUUGCUUACAGUAAAACAAAAAUCAGUUUUUAAUUUUUGUUUAAGACAGACAUAUGCAAUGUAACUUUCAUUUGGAUUGAAUAGGUAUACAGCUUUCCUGUCUUUUAUAUAAUCUUAAAUUAUUUAAAGCAAUAAGAAAAGGUAUGUUCUGCACAAAAAACAUCAUUUUAAUAUUUGAUCUCCAAAAACAUUCACUGUGGUUUUUUUUUCUCAUGAAUAAAGUGAAACAGUCACAACAACAUAA